AUGGACCGCCAUGUUCAUGAGAUCGAGUUGGAGUGCCAGGAGGCAUGUAGCCGUUUGCGCUGCUCUUUGGAGACUGUAAAUCGGCAUACAGGAGAGGAAGCUCCAGUUUUGGAGCGUUUGGUGGCCGACUGUCGGCGCGACGCGCAUCUGUUUUUGGAGAAGCUGCGGCAUCUGGAGCUGGAAGCCCGCUUUGAAUCCCCUGCAAACGCUGUUGACCCUUCGCCGCCGUACAGUCUUGUGCAACUGCGUCAAGAACUGCGAACACUGUCUGCUGAAGUCGAUGCCGCAGAGAGGCGGCUUCUGAUUGCCAAUGGGGGUGCACGACGAGAAGGUUUGCUGGGGAGCGAAGCGAAGAUGAGUGAAGGCUGCAAGCAGCUGGAGGUGAGUGGACUGAUGAAGACACACGGACAAAGACACAAGUAG
Molecule: messenger RNA, 423 nt
Organism: Eimeria maxima
Lineage: Eukaryota; Apicomplexa; Conoidasida; Eucoccidiorida; Eimeriidae
Exons: 5
Coding region: 1-423 (140 amino acids)
Source: RefSeq, a predicted model, not a curated record